Molecule: messenger RNA, 2342 nt
Organism: Carlito syrichta (Philippine tarsier)
Lineage: Eukaryota; Metazoa; Chordata; Mammalia; Primates; Tarsiidae
Gene: KEAP1
Product: kelch like ECH associated protein 1
Exons: 5
Coding region: 33-1814 (593 amino acids)
Molecular function (GO): transcription factor binding
Source: RefSeq, a predicted model, not a curated record
CGCAGCGCGCCGAGGGCGCGGGGGACGCGGCGAUGUACGCCUCCACCGAGUGCAAGGCCGAGGUGACGCCGUCGCCGCACGGCAACCGCACGUUCAGCUACACGCUGGAGGACCACACCAAGCAGGCGUUCGGCAUCAUGAACGAGCUGCGGCUCAGCCAGCAGCUGUGCGACGUCACGCUGCAGGUCAAGUACAAGGACGCGCCGGCCGCGCAGUUCAUGGCGCACAAGGUGGUGCUGGCCUCGUCCAGCCCCGUGUUCAAGGCCAUGUUCACCAACGGGCUGCGCGAGCAGGGCAUGGAGGUGGUGUCCAUCGAGGGCAUCCACCCCAAAGUCAUGGAGCGCCUCAUCGAGUUCGCCUACACGGCUUCCAUCUCCAUGGGCGAGAAGUGCGUGCUGCACGUCAUGAACGGCGCCGUCAUGUACCAGAUCGACAGCGUGGUCCGCGCUUGCAGCGACUUCCUGGUGCAGCAGCUGGACCCCAGCAACGCCAUCGGCAUCGCCAACUUCGCUGAGCAGAUCGGCUGUGCUGAGCUGCACCAGCGUGCGCGGGAGUACAUCUACAUGCACUUCGGGGAGGUAGCCAAGCAGGAAGAGUUCUUCAACCUGUCACACUGCCAGCUGGUGACCCUGAUCAGCCGGGACGACCUGAACGUGCGCUGUGAGUCCGAGGUGUUCCACGCGUGCAUCGACUGGGUCAAGUACGACUGCGCGCAGCGGCGCUUCUACGUGCAGGCGCUGCUGCGGGCAGUGCGCUGCCACUCGCUGAGCCCGCGCUUCCUGCAGCUGCAGCUGCAGAAGUGCGAGAUCUUGCAGUCGGACGCGCGCUGCAAGGACUACCUGGCACAGGUCUUCCAGGAGCUCACGCUGCACAAGCCCACGCAGGUGCGGCCCUGCCGCGCGCCCAAGGUGGGCCGGCUCAUCUACACGGCGGGCGGCUACUUCCGCCAGUCGCUCAGCUACCUGGAGGCCUACGACCCCAGCGACGGCUCCUGGCUGCGCCUGGCCGACCUGCAGGUGCCCCGCAGCGGCCUGGCGGGCUGCGUGGUGGGCGGGCUGCUCUAUGCCGUAGGCGGCCGCAACAACUCGCCCGAUGGCAACACCGACUCCAGCGCCCUGGACUGCUACAACCCCAUGACCAACCAGUGGUCGCCCUGCGCCCCCAUGAGCGUGCCGCGCAACCGCAUCGGCGUGGGCGUCAUCGACGGGCACAUCUACGCAGUCGGGGGCUCCCACGGCUGCAUCCACCACAACAGUGUGGAGAGGUACGAGCCCGAGCGGGACGAGUGGCACCUGGUGGCCCCGAUGCUGACGCGAAGGAUUGGGGUGGGUGUGGCCGUCCUGAAUCGGCUGCUUUAUGCCGUCGGGGGCUUCGAUGGGACGAACCGCCUCAGCUCCGCGGAGUGUUACUACCCAGAGAGGAACGAGUGGCGAAUGAUCACACCGAUGAACACCAUCCGGAGCGGGGCAGGUGUCUGUGUCCUGCACAACUGCAUCUAUGCCGCCGGGGGCUAUGACGGGCAGGACCAGCUGAACAGCGUGGAGCGCUACGAUGUGGAGACAGAGACUUGGGCUUUCGUGGCCCCCAUGAAGCACCGGCGAAGCGCCCUGGGGGUCACGAUGCACCAGGGCAGGAUCUACGUCCUCGGAGGCUACGAUGGUCACACAUUUCUGGACAGCGUGGAGUGUUACGACCCAGACACAGACACCUGGAGCGAGGUGACCCGCAUGACCUCGGGCCGGAGCGGGGUGGGUGUCGCCGUCACCAUGGAGCCCUGUCGGAAGCAGAUUGACCAGCAGAACUGUACUUGCUGAGACACUUUUAAUUCUCCAGGGAAAACACGGUCUGACAGAGAGUUUGAAAAAAAGCGACAAUGCAAAUACUUAUCCUCCAGGAGGGGAGGCUGGGACACCUCAGCGUUAAAAUGACAACUCGAAAGAAAUGAAGGCCCAAGUGGGGACCUGUGACCCCUCAGAGCAGUCCCAGGAAUGUCCCAGACAGCCCUGCAGGGCAGGGGUGUGGGCAGGCGGACCCCUGGGGAGAGAGGCUCCAACACCAUGGCCGAGCCAAGGCCUGGUGCCCACCCAGCUCCCCACACCUCCCUGGGGCUAAAGCAGGUGGUCAGGUCAGGCAGACUUUUGUUCCUGGCAUUUGCUGUUUGCCCUUGAACUCCUGGGAAGGGGCCCAGUAAAAGCCUCUGGGGUGGAGGCCCUUCUGGAACUAUCCAGGGAUCGGCUUGUACAUAGAAGCCACUGGUUGUCUCUGCCCUGAACAGUCAUUUUAUUGACAAGUAACCCUGUAACUUUCCACGGAAAAUAAAGAACAGACUAACUAGCGUCUUC